Molecule: messenger RNA, 7871 nt
Organism: Oldenlandia corymbosa var. corymbosa
Lineage: Eukaryota; Viridiplantae; Streptophyta; Magnoliopsida; Gentianales; Rubiaceae
Source: the annotation of a GenBank genome assembly
GGUGAAAGGUUAAUGAUAUUAACUUGUCACAACAAAGAACUGUUUACAAACUAAUCUCUAUUACAUCAAGUCCCUCGACUCAUCCUCAUCUUUCAAGUUUAGCCACAUAAGUACACUCACUUGGCCUAAACUUUUUACAAUAUGAUCGUACCCUGUACAAGACUUCCUGCUUUAUCCUAUAUACAACCAGUUCAGGUUUCUCGGGAUUACAGUCAUACACUGCUGCAUUCCCUUGCUGCCACACAUGGUAAACGAUUGAAGCCAAUGUACCAAACAAAAUCCUUUGCUUACCUUUGCUCUGGAACCAUACUCCCAUGUGCUUCUUCUCCCAUAAACUCUACUCAGUGAUAUUUCUGCAUUCCAACCAAUUACUGAUUUGCUGUAGAAUCUGUUUUGCAUAUAAACACUGAAAGAAUAGAUGAUCCCGACUUUCAUCUUCAUCAUCACACAGCCUGCACUUCAAUGGUUGCAUGAUGAAAUUAAGCUUCUACAUUCUGUCCGAAGUCAAUAACCUUGUUUUCAUAUCCAGCCAAACAAUGAAGCUAUGUUUAGGAACAUUGUACUUGUUCCAAGAAAGCUUAGCUGUAAACCUGUUCCUUCUCCCCUAAGCCAAUCAUAGCCUGAAAUAGUACUAUACAUUCCAGUUUUACUAGCCAUCCAUUUUCCUCCUUGAAAACCAGGUUUCAGAAUAUCCUUUAUCUUCAUCAACUUCUUCCAUGCCCAACUAUCAGACUGAGAAGGUUUGUAUUCCCAUAUAGACUGCCCUUUGAAAUAAAAUUCGUGACACCACUUCACCCACAUAUUAUCCUUCUUGACUGAUAAGGCCCAAAUCUGCCUACCUAAGGAGGCUUUGUUCUAGAUUACAGGUUCUUUUAUGUUCAAACCGCCAAAUUUUUUCGGAUUACAUAACUCAUCCCAAGCCACUAAAACAUAAGAUCUACCAUUUUCUUUUUUACCCCAAAGAAAAUCUCUACAAAUUCUAGUAUCUGAACAAUGAUGCUCUUAGGUAACCAGAAUACAGAAGCCCAAUAAGGAUAAACUGAAAGAAGUACAGAGUUUACCAACGUCACUCUGGCAGCAUACGAAAGAUGCCUCGUUGACCAACAUUUGAUCCUUGAGGUGAUUUUCUCGGACAGUACUUUGCAGUCCAGGCCUGUCCAUCGAGUUGGAGAGGGCACACCAGGUACUUCAUUGGAAAGAUUCCUCUGCUGAAUCCUAGGAUUUGCUGUAUCUGCUCUUUUGUCUCCUCAUCGAUUCCACCACAAAAACCUGUGAUUUCAGCACGUUAGCUUGUAAAACAGAGGUAGCUAUAAAUUGGUCCAGAACCUUCUUCACCCUUGUGACUGUUUCCUGUCAGCGCUGCAUAAGAUGAUUAGAUCAUCCGCGAAACAAAGAUUUGUAAUCAGUUGCUUCUUACAUUUAGGAUGAAAGUGGAAUCCUCCCUGCAGGACCUCAUACUUGAAGAGCCAACUCAAAUAUUCUAUACACAAAACAAAAAGCAAAGGGAAAAUAGGGUCCCCUUCCCUAAUACCCCGACGACCUUCAAAAUAACCUGUCAAGCCUCCAUUUAAACAGAGUAGCUGGAGUUCGUAAUACACUCCAGAAUCCAUCUAGUAAACUUUUGAGGAAAUUUAUAAAAAUAUAGAACUUCCUCAAUGAAAUGACCAAGAAACAGAAUCAUACGUGUUUUGGAGAUCAACUUUCAGCAUACAUCAAGGUCAAGCAUUUUUCCGAUUAUACAGUUUGAUCAUCUCUUGUGUUAAUAGUAUAUUAUGAACUAUCAACCUAUCCUUGAUGAAAGCACUUUGAUUCUGCUGCACCAGAUAAGGCAAAAAAUUAGCUAACCUGUUACUCGGAAUUUUUGUAAUACACUUAUAAAGUGUAUUACAACAGGCGAUGAGCCUGUAUUCCGCUGCUGUCUGAGGAGAGUCAUUUUUCGGCACCAAUGCAAUCGCAGUAGCAUUCAUCUCUUUGAGCAUUUUACCAAUCUGAAAGAACUCCAGGAUAGCAUCAGUUACGUCUCCCCCUAUUGCACUCCAGGUUCUCUGAUAAAAUCCACUAGUAAAGCCAUCUGGACCAGGCUUUUGUUUUUCCCAAUAGAAAACAUUGCCUUUUUAAUUUCUUCUCUGGUUAUAUCUUCCACAAGCUCAAACUGCUACUCAGCUGAAAGCGUAGGUCCUGUUCCACAUAUUUCAUGCUGAACUUUAGUCCUUGGAACCUCUUUGCCUAACAGCUAUUUAUAGAAAUUCACGAAAUGCUCCUCCACUGCGGCCCAUUCAUCCACCAUCACAUCAUCUUCAUUAGUAUAGGAAAAGAUUCAAUUCCUUUUUUUCUUCUGUUUUAUGGCAGCAUGAAAAUAGGCAGUAUUCAUAUCCCCCUGUUGAAUCCAUAGCUCUUUAGUCUUCUGCUGCCAGAAACUGAUAGCUUUACUGCUCAUUUUCUGUACUGCAUUUCGUUCUUGGGCCUGCAAUGUUUCAUCCUCUGGUUUUGCUUGCAAUUCCUGCUGAAGCUGUACCAUUUUCUGUUGCCAUUCCUGAGCUUGAAGAUCAAUGUUAGCAAACUUCUCCUUAUUCAGCUGCCUUAAUAUUGGUUUCAACUUCUUCUGCUUUAUGACUAGUUGGAAUUGCUUGGUCCCUAGUACUGUAUGUUGCCAUGCUUCUACGACCAGGGCCUGAUACAUCUCAUCCUCAGUCCACCUGUUGAAGAACCGAAAAUACUUUCUGUUUGGACAUUCCUGAUAUGACCACUAAAUGAGAAGUGGACAGUGAUCAGAAAUGCCUUCUGGCAAAGCUUUCUUCAAAGCGUUGUAACCAAUUGCUGUUAACCAACACCCUGUCCAAGUUGGCACUAAUUCGGGUGAUCCCCACUUGUUUAUUACUCCAAGUGUAUUUCCCUCCAGUUGUAUUGAGUUGCCAUAGCUGGCAAUCAUCAAUGACCAUUUGAAACUCUCCUACCUCAGCUGCACUUACUGGAAGCUCUCCAACCUUUUCAUCUUGUCUUAGGACACAGUUAAAAUCACCUGUGACCACCCAUUCAUCAUUUGUUUCAUUCUCAUUAAAUGACCAUUAAUUACUUAAGCUAUCUAGUUUGUUUAGGUUCAUUUGCAUACACCCAUUUGUUUCAAGUUCUAAGAACCAAAACAUGUCUACUAAUUUUCUUCCCACUUUCACUACUCUCGCCCAUUCGCAUUUAAUAUCUUUUUUUGCAGAAUUCAAUUUUCUUCUCAUUAAUCCCUACAAAAGCACAAAGAAAAAGGAAAAAAUAAAUAGAGAAAAAAGAUUGGUAGGAAUUCUAAGUCUUCUUUUGGAGUUCCCCUUGAAGAAGACUGGGAAAGAGAAUCUCGUCAUAGUUCUCUUUAACAAGCACUCCAAUUUUAAUCCCAACGACCAUUCUUGAAAGCUUAUAUAUCAAGCUUCGAGUUUGACCAGUUUAAUCCAGACUCAAUUCAAAUCUGUUUGCUCGUGUCAUCGUUGAGAUAAGAAAAUCCGGGAGCAAGCCCUGACAAAAACACUUGAGAUAUGGAGAUGGAUCCACGUUUGGCUAGAGAGACUAGGUGCCUUCAUCAGUAUGUCGAAAGGUUGCUUCGAGAUUGGAGAAUGCAUGUCGAGAAGGAAAGAUUAAGAGGACAUGGGGAAGGAGUUCCUCAGUUAUCGAGUUCUUUCGUUGAAAACCUGGAGCAACUCAAUGAGGACUGGUUUUCCCUGGAAAUGUUUCUCAAAUCCAUAUCAUUCAGAAGGGAUGCAGCUGAAUUCAUGCAGACUGAAAUGUCAGUCACCAUUGACAGAUUUGUUUGUGUGGCGCAAGAGAUUCAGAGGGAUGUCCGUUCGUGGGCAACUCAACGCGUCCUGCAAAGGCCUCAUGAAUUCCUCUGUGUGCUCGGAAACUGCCAAAGAAAGACUGAUGAGCUUUCUGAGGCUUCACAAAAAGCUCUGAGGGAUUUGUCAACAUCAACCAUUCAUGCAUCUUCUCCUGAUUUAGAGUUUUUCAAAGCCUUUUUCGAUUAUGUGGAAGAGAAUUUGACACGAUUAUUCGCGGGAGUGGGUGAUGGUGCUCGUCACAGAGAGUUAUAUUCUCUCCAUGAUGAGCUGCUGCAUAUCUUCAACUACCUGGAUUCUAUACUAGUUGGUCUUAACUCUGAUGUCCGUAGAGAUCAUGGAGUUGAUGCUUUUCUUACUCACCUUGCAUCUGUGAUUCUGAGGAUUUCAUUUCAGACCUGCAAUUUCAGGCUUAAUACAAAUGAUCCUGAAAUUGCUGAUGCUAUCCUUGCUGGACUAGUCAAUUUGCAUCAGGAGAUUGAUCCUACAAAUCCAGAGUUCCUAGAGUUGAAUCUCAGAUUCCUAGAGUCUCUCUACAAGAUCAACUCCAGAAGAACUGCGCCGGUUGAGUCACCUUCAAUUGGUCACUUUUGCAGCUAUCUUCUCACUCGGGUCGAUAACGAAGAUCUUAAAAAGGAGCUAGUGUCUCUGGUUACCCUUUUCAUCAACAAGACUCUGGAGGACCGUGAUGAAGGUAUGCACAAUUUCUUUGCAGAAAUUAAGGCAGCACUGGCAGAGGCAGCCUUCUCCCACCGACAAGACCCUGCAGACCCUGCAGCCUUUUCGCAGUUACUAACAAAACUUUGUCUUCUAAAGGCAGAGCUUUUUCUCAAAGAACAACUCAACACCAGCACUCCUGCGAUGCUAUUUAGUGAUAACCAUUUUUUCAAAGUUGAUAUGAUCAUCACAGACUUGCGAUCAUUUCAAAGGAAUCUAUUUCAGGAGGGGAAUCCUGGAUACGUACAGCAGAACUUGGUACUAGUUGAAGACUUGGCAAGUGAGAUCAAAUCCCUUCAGAACUCACAUCAUUUCAGGAGGAUAACCAACACUUUGGUAAAGCAUACCCUUCUACUGUGGCUUUUCAGGUUCGUCUUUUUCAAGGCAGAGUCAUUUCUAGCCGAGUUAUUGAAUAGUAAUGACACCUUCACAGCUCGUACAAUGGAUCAAUUUCAAUCCCUUGUUGAGGAGCUCACAUAUUUCAAAAGAAUUGUGGAAACCAAGCUGCCAUGGAACUCAUCAGAUGAAGAAAUAGUCAUCAUAAAAAUGGAGGCCUUUGCUAGGGAAAUAACAUUGCUCUCUUACUCUUGUCUCCCUGACAGCAAUAAAUUCGAAAAAUUGGUCGGUUCAUUGCCUCAGUUGGUGGAUAAUAUGAAUAUCAUUAAGGCUAAACUCAGGGAGAUAAGUCAGCAAUAUCCAAAGAACAUAUGCCCCAAGACCUAUGGACUAGGUUUCCUGGAUUACUUACACAGGAACAUGACGUGUCUUCUGCAGCGUGAUCCUGAGUCAAUUAAACCAGUCAAACAUCAUUUGAUUGAUGUUCUGUCCCAUCUAGAGCCAUUGAAAUCUUUCCUGUAUCAAGGGAUGGUUUCGAAAGUGGAGCUGAGAGAAUUAAAGGAUCUGGAGAAUGACAUCUUAAAUGCAGCAUAUAAAUUGGAGUAUGUUGUUGAGUCAAUUGAAAUGGAUGGCCAGUUGCAGCAAUCUCUGUGGUUUUAUGAUGCACUAGAGGAUAUUAAACUCGCUAACCAACGGGUCCUCGACUUCCAUGACAUGUUGAAUGCUGUCAGAGUCCCACAGAUUUCAUCCGAGAAGAUAUCAAGAGGUACUACACCAAAAAUGAAUGAAACUCUGGUUGAUCUUCUUGAUGAAGAAAGUAAAAUCAUUGAUCGCCUCACCAGAGGGUCCUUGAUACGGGGUGUUGUUUCUAUUGUUGGCAUGCCAGGCAGUGGUAAGACCACUCUCGCUAGAAAAGUAUUCAACACUAUGAAUGUUUUGUACCAUUUCCAUCGGCGUGCAUGGUGUACCGUGUCACAAACAUACUCGAAAACAGAGUUAUUGCUUGAUUUAUUAAGUCACAUUGAUGUGGUUACUGAUGACAUGACCAAAAUGACUGACAACGACCUCUUGUCAAAAUUACGUCGUUACUUGUUGGGAAACAGGUAUUUGAUUGUAUUGGAUGACAUAUGGGACACUGCAGCCUGGAAUGACUUGGAAUUAUGUUUCCCGGAUAAUGGCAAUGGAAGUAGAAUUCUCAUAACCAGUCGUAGCCAGGAUGUGGCCUCAAGAAUCAAAGCUGACAGUCUGCAUCGUAUUCGUCUACUGUCAGAUGGUGAAAGUUGGAAAUUGCUAGAGAAAAAGUUAUUUGAAGGUGCUAAUUGCCCAGAGGAAUUGUUGGAAGUUGGAAAGGAAAUAGCUAAAAGCUGUCAAGGAUUACCACUUGCAAUUGUCAUAAUAGCUGGUCUCCUCAAAAACCUAGAGACCAACAAGGAUUCAUGGAUUAAAGUCUCGAAAAGCUUAAGCUCAGAGAUAAUUGGAAAUCCCGAAAAUGGCUGCAAGGAAAUUUUAGAACUCAGCUAUAAGUACUUGCCUGAGUACCUAAAAGCAUGCUUUAUUUAUUUGGGAACUUUCCUUGAGGACAAAGAUAUUCCUGUUACCAAGUUGUUACGUUUUUGGAUGGCUGAAGGGUUCAUACAAGAAACCGAGACAAGGAGCAUGGAGGAGGUUGCGGAGGAUUAUCUGAUGCAGCUGAUUAAUAGCAACCUGGUGAACAUCCAUAAAGCAAGAUCCAAUGGGAAGAUCAAAACAUGCCGUCUUCAUGAUCUUUUGCGGGAUCUGAGUCAGAUGAAAGCAGAGGAAGAAAAGUUCCAACAACUGGUGACCAAGCAUGAUGAGCCCUAUGCAUCAUUCCCUGAUUUCGAUUAUGAUAUGGAGUACGGAAGUGACAAUGCUAUAACUCCUUCAAUAUUCAGUAGCUACAGAUUGAGCUUUGGUGUGAAACGACCACAUUUCGUUGAUUCCCAACCUUCCGGCUCAGUUGCUCGGUCCUUGAUAUUUUUUGCAUCUUCUGAUUCGGAGCCAAAAUGUCCUUAUGACAUCUCUUUUAUAUGCAAAAACUUUAAGUUUCUUCGGAUUUUGGACUUGGAGUCUAUCAUGGCAAUCGAUUUUCCCGUUGAAAUAGGACAAAUGAUUCAACUGAGAUAUUUAGCUGUCAGUGGUUACAUGAAAUCUGUUCCAUCAUCAAUAUCCAACUUGUGGAAACUUGAAACCUUGGUUGUGAAGGGAUUGCGGAAGGUCAUGUUGCCGAAAACUAUUUGCAGCAUGGUACGGUUGAGGUAUCUUCAUGUCAAUAAUCACGUCCUUUUCGACUUGGAAGGGCUCGAUCAGGAUGUUGAGAAUUCUUCUCAUUUGGAAAGUUUAGUCAGCUUUUCCACCCCAUCACUGUCUUGCAAGAAUGAUAGAUGGAGGAUAUUGAGGUGGAUGCCUAACCUCCGCAAGUUGAGGUGCAUAUUCUGGGAUUUAGGGGACGACCGCUCGGAAGAAUGCAGUGAGUUCAUAAGAUGGGACUACUUAUUUUUUUUGGAGUCACUAAAGAUAAUUUGCUUUGGUGGAACUCCAAAUUCUCGGGAUUUUCUCCUACCACUAAGCCUCAAGAAACUGACUCUAUCAAACUUCCGUAUACAAGAGAAUCAUCUCAAGGUGAUCGGGAACCUAUGGACUCUCAAAGUUCUGAAACUGCGUGCUGGAGCCUUUGAGGGGCAGAGAUGGGACAUGAGGGAAGAGGAAUUUGAGAAACUAGAGUAUUUGGAGUUAGACACCAUGGACAUUGUCUACUGGGAUGCCGAAUCUGAUCACCUUCCCCUGUUAAGACAGCUUGUGUUAUGCAACUGCAAGGGUUUGGAGAGGAUUCCACUCGACUUUGCCUACAUUACUACAAUGCAAAAGGUUGAAGUUCACUGGUGCGGACCAUCUCUGGAAAAGUCAGCUAAAGAAAUUGGCGAUGAAAUGCCGGAUAUCAAAGUUGAGAUCAGCACUCAUGAGCCUACGACCUUACUUGAAUAG